AUGUCUGGGGCGCUCGGCAGACACAAGGCAUCGCGACUGAGCGGGGAGGGUGGAUGGCCGGGGCAGAGCUCCGACUCGGCGCGUGCGUGGGCUGUCACCGUCAGGCGGGACGGGGUGGCAGGCCGCAAGGAUGCCCGGAGCUCCGCCGGGAGGGAGAGCUACUCCUUGCGGUUAAGGCGCUUCUUCCCGGUUCGGUCCCACGUCGGGCUCCCGACGGGAGCCGCGCUCCUCCGCCUCGCCCUGACCUCCAGGCCCGGCCUCCAGAAAUUCUCGGGAUCCCUGGCAGGGGCCGGAUCAGGGAGGGUCGAAGGCCCUCCCCCGCCGCGCGGAGGGAUGCGCCGGGCUCUCCUCGCCCGCUCCCUCGGGCCUCCUCCCGCCCUUUCUGAAGGGCGACGCACAAAGUCACGCUCCCCGCUCCGGCCGGAGGAGGGGCCCCGGGGCUGCUCCCGGCCCGUCCACCUGCCCCCUGCUGGGAGGGGCACUCCCCCCACCCGGGGCGCCAGACCCUGCCCCCACCCGGCCUUCUCUCGCCGUCGGAGCGGGAAAGCCCCCGGAGAGGGAAGCGGGGGGCGGGGAGGAGGGGUCCCGACUCGCAGGCGCCGGGCGCGGGGUCGCCCGGCCGAGCCGGUCCCUUCCCCCCUCUGCCGCCAGGGGCCCCGCGCUCCGGCGGCCGGAGGGGGCCGGGCUACGGGAGCGCUCCCCCAGACCCACCGGGCCGGCCAACGCGCAGCGGCGGCGGCAAACUGGGGCUCACCCCCAACCCGCGGGUCCGCGCGGCCGAGGCGAGGGCCCGCGGCCGGGCGUUUCGGGAAGGAAAUUUACCGGGUCCGUGGCCGGCAAUCUCUUGGGCCAGGCAGCUCCGGUGAACUCGCCGCUCCGGGUUCUCUCGGCGUCGUGGCGUCACAAUGGGUCGCGUCGGAGGCCCGCCCUCCUCCCGCUCCGAGAGAUGGGCGGGAAGGGGGCGAAAUCGGGGGGCAGGCCCGGGGCCGCGCUGGUGUGCCCUCCUCCCGGCCAGUCCCUGAGGGGCGGCUCCUCGCCCCAGGUCCCGAUUUCCCCGGGACCCCCAGGGUCAUCCCCUUCCCCGGGACCCCCGGGGUCGUCCCCUUCCCCCGGGACCCCGCAGGGUCGUCCCCUUCCCCCGGGACCCCGCAGGGUCGUCCCCUUCCCCAGGGACCCCGCAGCGUCGUCCCCUUCCCCAGGGACCCCGCAGGGUCGUCCCCUUCCCCAGGACCCCCGGCGUGUCCCCCUUCCCCGGGACCCCACGCGUCCCUUCCCCAGGGGACCCCGGCGUCGUCCUUCCCCGGGACCCCCGCGGGUCGUCCCUUCCCCGGGACCCCGCGGCGUCUCCCCCCCCGGGGACCCCGGGGGGUCCCCCCCGGGACCCCGGGGCUCCCUUCCCCAGGGGACCCCCCGGCUGUCCCUUCCCCGGGGGACCCCCCGCGUCAUCCCUUCCCCAGGGGCGCGGGGUCUCCCCCUUCCCGGGACCCCCGGCGUUCCCUUCUCCCGGGGCCCCCGCGUCUCCCUUCCCCCGGGACCCCCACCCCCUUCCCCCCGGGACCCCGGGCGUCAUUUCCCCCGGGACCCCGGCGUCUCCCUUCCCCGGGGACCCCGGGGUCCCCCUUCCCCAGGGGACCCCGGCUCCCCCCCCCGGGGCCCCCGGGGCGGGCCCCCUUCCCCGGGGACCCCCGGCGUCGUCCCUUCCCCGGGACCCGGGGUCAUCCCUUCCCCCGGGCCCCGGGCGUUCCCUUCCCCCGGGACCCCGCGUCUCCCCUUCCCCAGGGACCCCGCAGCGUCAUCCCUUCCCGGGACCCGCAGGGUCAUCCCCUUCCCCAGGGACCCCGCAGCGUCAUCCCCUUCCCCAGGGACCCCGCAGGGUCAUCCCCUUCCCCAGGGACCCCGCAGGGUCAUCCCCUUCCCCCGGGACCCCGCAGCGUCAUCCCCUUCCCCCGGGACCCUGCAGGGUCAUCCCUUCCCCAGGGACCCGCAGGCGUCCAUCCCUUCCCCGGGACCCCGCGCGUCAUCCCCUUCCCCAGGGACCCCGUGAGGGUCAUCCCUUCCCCAGGGACCCGCGCGUCAUCCCUUCCCCAGGGACCCGCGGGUCAUCCCCUUCCCCAGGGACCCCGCAGGUCAUCCCUUCCCCAGGGACCCGCAGAGGUCAUCCCCUUCCCAGGGACCCAGGUCAUCCCCUUCCCCAGGGACCCCCAGGCGUCAUCCCUUCCCCAGGGACCCCGGGUCAUCCCUUCCCGGGACCCCAGGGUCGUUCCCAGGGAGAGUCCCUUCCCCAGGGACCCGCAGGCGUCAUCCCCUUCCCCAGGGACCCCUGAGGUCAUCCCUUCCCAGGGACCCCGCAGGGUCAUCCCUUCCCGGGACCCGGCGUUGGGCCAUCCCUUCCCCAGGGACCCCGAGGGUCAUCCCUUCUCGGGCCCGAGGUCUCCUUCCAGGGACCCCUAUCCCUUCCCCAGGGGACCUGAGGGUCAUCCCUUCCCAGGGACCCCUGGGUCAUCCCCUUUCCCAGGACCCGCAGGGGUCAUCCCCAGGGGACCUGCGGUCAUCCCUUCCCCGGGACCCGCAGGCGCAUCCCUUCCCCGGGACCCCAAGGUCAUCCCUUCCCCAGGGACCGCAGGGUCAUCCUUCCCCAGGGACCCUGCAGGGUCAUCCUUUCCCCAGGGACCCGCGAGGGCAUCCCUUCCCAGGGACCCGCGUGUCCUUCAGGGACCUGGGGUCAUCCCUUCCCCGGGACCCGCAGGGUCAUCCCUUCCCCAGGGACCCCGUAGGGUCAUCCCUUCCCAGGGGACCCGCAGCAUCCCUUCCCCGGGACCUGCAGGGUCAUUCCCUUCCCCAGGGACCCUGCGCCAUCCUUCCUGGACCCGAGCGUCAUCCCUUCCCCAGGGAAGCUGUAGGUGUCUGAAGCUUUGA
Sarcophilus harrisii (Tasmanian devil) is the source of this 2916-nucleotide messenger RNA. Its product is annotated as basic proline-rich protein-like. NCBI's taxonomy places the organism in Eukaryota, Metazoa, Chordata, Mammalia, Dasyuromorphia, Dasyuridae. The record is from RefSeq and is a predicted model, not a curated record. Bases 1 to 2916 code for a protein of 971 amino acids. The transcript has 2 exons.